UGGUACUGUGCACUAGUAGUGCAUAUUUGUGCAUUGACAAGCUUCCCGGUCGUCAGCUCUGUUCCAAGUACGACUGUGGUUUUUCCCCAUUUACCCCGUGUGGCCGUCUUUCAGUCAAGUGGAGACCCGGCCCAUCGAUCACCACCCAGAUGACCACUAAUUGUGUCAAAUGUCUGUUAUAGUGGAAGGGGAGUGGGUGUAAAGACUCUCACCUCACCCUGUUGAAAACAUGUUGAGAACUUGAGAGGAGUUGUGUGAACAACAUCCAGAAGCUAAGUAUGUUGUUUUGAUGGUGAACAACAUCCAGAAGCUAAUGAUUGACCAUGUUUAUUUCAAGAAUGUCCCGCCAACCAGAGAGAGAGCAACUGAAGCAGGCUGUGCGAGAUGUCCUCCGGGAUAACCCACGCGGAAUCAAGAGAGAACAUUUGUGGAACUUCACGGCCAAAAAACUUGGAAGGUCGCCCCGUGCAAGUGACUAUGGGGUUGGGAAAAUGUCACAGAUGUUUCCCUUUGUACAACACCUCUACCUGGAAUUCAAGGAAGGGAAAGAUAUCUUCAUCAAACUGAGACCCGUUGGUGCAGAUGCUGAGGUCAUAUCAAGUGAUGAAGAUGACUUUCCUUCAUUGCUCUCGAGUCGAGUAACUAAAGCAAAACCAAGCAAAUCGACAGCAUCCCUUUCAUCCCGAGACAGCAAGGGCUCAUCAAGGAAGACCCCAAAGCAAAGUGCAUCAUCUGAUUCCUUCCUAUCCCUGGAUGUGUCAGGGUCCAGCUGGUCGUCUGAGGGGCCGUCCAGGCAGGAGAUGCUGGAUGAGCUUAAAGAUCAACUUGUGAAACUGUUGAAAAAGAAAGGCAAGGUACUGAAACUGCAGUUAUGGGGACACUUUCAGCGUGAAUAUCAAGUCACACCAAAAGGAUCAGAUUAUGGUGUCAACAAAAUGGCUGAUGUGAUUCAACAGUUCACAGAUGUCAUUGAAGAGCGACGGAUUGAUGGUGAAAAUUAUUUACUGCUCAGACAAACAAGACCGAAAGUUAAGGACACAAACAUGACAUGGGGUCAGGGUGCUGCAGCCAAGUCAACCCCAGCUGUUGGCAGGACGUCCCAGCAGAGAACAGCCCCAGCUGUUGGCAGGACGUCCCAGCAGAGAACAGCCCCAGCUGUUGGCAGGAUGUCCCAGCAGAGAACAGCCCCAGGCAUUGGCAGGACGUCCCAGCAAACAGUCUUGUCGUCUUCUGAUGAUUCUUCCGACACUGACAGUGAUUGUGUAGUCGAUGAAAGAAAAACAUUUGUACGCUCAAAGGGAAAGUCUGAAACAGAUUCUCAGCAUGAGUUUGACAAGCUUGCACAGGAGAUUCAGUCAGCCAGGAUGCAUAGGAAUUUUGUUGACAGGGUGUUUGGCGGUCCCAGCACGCAGGGUAUGAGGCCACCACAACCUCUCCAACCUCUCAUGCCUGCACCACUCCAACCCCUCAAGCCUCCAGCCCUCAACUUCUUUCAACCUGUAGUUCCAGCUCAGUUCCAGCAGGUGACUCCACCUCAGAUUGUAGGGCCUGUAGUUCCUGCACAGCAUCUCUCACAGAUGGGUCUGCCUGCGGCUGCUGUUUCUGCUGUUGCUGCUGCUGCUGCACACAACAUGUCCAGGCAUCCAGCUCCUCACGCAUCAAGGUCCAGUUCCCGGGGGAGUGAUGACGAUUCCCACGGGCGAAGACAAGGCUCUGAACCUCGAUCUCACAAGCCAGGGGCUUCCUCCAGACUUGAAAGGAGAGAGGUCAAUGUCACUCCAGUUCCUUACAGCCGAGGUCCGCCAUCCAAGGAUCAGAUUGAAGUUGUUGCAAAAGAUUGCAUUGCAAUCCUAGCUGAUGCCAAUGAGCACGUGUCAGUGGAGAGGAUAGAGAAGCUACUCUGUCAGAGGUUCAAUAUCAGGACGAUUCGUGAUCUUGGUUCUGUUCGCUAUGUGGAGCAGAUCAGUGCUGUUAACGAACACAAUCGCCUCCUUUGUAAAGUCAACAUGUAUGUUCAAGCCUUUGUCAAAGCAAGAUCUGUCUGCACAAUGUUUGAACUGUCCGAAUGUCUGAGGGAAUUCACCAAAGACCGGGAUGACUUCGAGUCCCUGAAGCUGGGCCCCCUCCAGCGCCUGCCAGUCGUGUAUGACAUGUUCAAGUUCCCGUGUGACGAGGAGAUCCCGGACAUCACCACCAUGGAUAUGCUGGAGCACCUGCGUGACUACCUGUCCAAGAACAACAAGUGGAUGGAGCGUGUGGAGAUGGAGCCGGUGAUGACCUACCUGAUGGAGGCCUACAACUUCAACACCGCGUACCAGCUCGGCAUCAGGAUCCGCAGCCUGCCCCUCGCUGUGCAGAUGCUGAAGAAAUCACAGCGUGAUGCGGCUGGUACCAGACGGUCUGUCACGGAAUCCUUCAAGGACAACUUCAAGAAGGAGCUGGCGGCAGCGUUCCAGAAGUUCCAGGCUGCCAUUCUCCAGACGGGGGAGGACGGAGAUUCCGAGGUCCGCGGACACUACCUGCGACUGAGACCGGAGAUAGCCAUCAUGGAGAUCUUCCAGAAGUUUCAGCUGCUGCUGUCCAUCGACCAGCCAGAGACCAGGCCUCAGAUGAAACGACAUCGACAAUUAGAGUCUUCGAUAAAUAGCUUUCUGUUGACGAUGCGCGAUGACCAAAUGGCCAGUGCCCUGCUUCAUCUGGCAAUAUGUAUCGGAAACACGACCCUAGAGGAGUCGGCCAUGGAACUGCUGGCACCUCCAUCGCCUCCAAGUCAGGAGAGUGCAUCAAGGGAAGACAACUCUGCCACACGACAGCCACCAUCAAAAGCGACUGUAUUAGACAACUUGAAGAAGUACAUCGAGCGUUGUCUGGCCCACGGCUCACUGAGUCUGGUUCAUCUUGAACGAAUCGAGGAGAAGCUACUGGAGGAGUUUGCGUACCCUGACUUCAAGAUGAUGGGCUUUGGCCGCUUCCUGCACUUUCUGUUGACAGAUCCAACAGCUAAAGCUAUGUUGGACGAGGCUGGAGGGACUGUGUUUGGAUCGUCUGGCAGAGGAACGGAAAAUGAGACUGGAUUUCGACCUCAGAUGACCGAUGUUCUUGAAAUGGUGCAGCAGUGUCGCAGUGCAGGUUUCAGUCAGAAUGACAAGAUCGAGUCGGCGCUGAAAGACCAGUUUCAGCUGACGGAUGUGAAGCAGCUGGGCUAUGGAAACAUCGGUCGCCUCAUCACCGCCGCGGACAAGCCUGGGAAGCACAAGUCUGCGGAGCACCUGGUGUUGUAUGAAGCGGCCAUUGCCGGCCAAACCAGCCACAGAGGUGAGGUGAAGGUCGGUAUUCUUGGUCACCGGACGCGGGAGCACGCCCUGGCGUGUCUACACAACUGCCCCCUGCUGGCGGACCUGGCGCAGUGGAGUCACUGGGACAUGGUGUUCCUGCCCCAGCUCGGCAAACUCAAGGAUUUCCUCCACAAAUACGGCGGCGUCACGUCUCUCACUGUGGAAGGUGGCACAAAGAAGGUGACAACUGAUGUUGUUGCCAUGGAGACACAGCCUGGCAAGUUACUGAAGCUGGUGAGCCAGACAUCACCUGAGAAGUUCCAGGAGGCACUCUCCCACCAGGAUGUCAAAGGCACUUGCGGCCAUCUUGUUUCCAUGGUGAUGAUGAACAAGGGCAUUGAGAACACCCCCACUGCACUGUUGGCCAAUCACAUGAAGACGGCCCUGUUCUCACUUCAUGCCGCAAGUCAGACACCAGGUGGACCCCCCCACGCCGAUGUCUCCGACCCAGCAGUGAUGUUUGUCCUAGAGUGUCUGGUCAAGCUGCCACUCAGACUGUGUGUUGCCCUUGCAAACCAGAUAUUCCUGGAACCUCUGGGUCAGGUUGUUGGCGCCACCAAGUCCAAGAUGCUGCUGUUGUCGGUGUGUCGUGACGACGGCUGCAGUGUGCAGCAGCUGGAGAAGCUGGGGUGUCUGUUGGGGGUUCAGGAGUGGACCGUCACCCUCAUCAACAAGUGUCAGCCACCCCUGGACGCUGUCACUGAGGUGCUCUCUGCAGCUGACAUCAAGGAGCUGAGAGAGCAGGGAGAGGAGCUGAUAGUGGAGAGUGAGUCCGAGGAGGAAUCAGACUCAGAGUCUGAGGCGGACACGGACGAUCUGGACUCCAUCUUAUCUGAUGACAACCAGGAGGUACAGCCAGCUGCCAAGAAGGAGCCGGUUGGGACAGAGGAGGGGAUCACGGCGGAGACAGAGGAGGGGGUCACGGCGGAGACAGAGGAGGGGGUCACGGUGGAGACAGAGAAGGGGGUCACGGUCAGGAAGGACCAGGAGGCAAAGCCAGGGGAGGAGGCGGACAUGACGGAAGGCGGUGGGGAAGACAGGAAAAAAGGAAGCUCAGAUUCAUGGGAGGAGGAAGAAAAGGAUAAGCUGGAGGAAGGGCAGAGAGCAGGAGAUGACAAUGACCCAAAGUUGAACAAAUACCAGCUUAUCAUUGAGCAGAUUCGGCGGGAGGAGUUCGGGAUUGGGGUUGAGUUGAACGAGGAUGGACAGCGGCUGAUGAAGGUGCAGCAGGAGCGGCUUGGGCGGAGUCUGGACCGACUGUCUCGCGAUCUGUACAGCAAGGACACCCACUUCGUGCUGGAGCUGGUGCAGAAUGCAGACGACAACGCCUACCCAGACAACAUCCUGAAUAAUGAGAACGAUCAGUGUCCGUCGGUGAAGUUCCGGAUCGACUCCGAUGGGGUGAUGGUCCAGAACAAUGAGAAUGGUUUCCGGGAGAAGGAUAUCCGAGCUCUCUGUGAUGUGGGCAGGAGCACCAAAGGCAAACACAAGUUCGGGUACAUCGGACAGAAAGGAAUUGGUUUCAAGUCGGUGUUCCGGGUAACAGACUGCCCUGAAGUUCACUCUAAUGGCUUCCACAUGAAGUUUGAUGUGAAGAGCGGACCGACAGGCUACAUUCUGCCGCACUGGGUGGAGGACGGGGAGGAACAGGCUCCGGAUGAAGGCUGGACGACACGCAUCUAUCUGCCCUUGAAGGAGAUGAUGAGUCUGCAGACGAGGUCCCUGGCUGCCAGGUUUAAUGACGUCCAUCCCUCCUUGCUGCUGUUCCUGCAUCGCCUGCGGCAGAUCACCGUGGAGAACUUGAUUGAAUGUAAUGUGGUGACAAUGCGACGCCGGGAUCUUGGGGAAGGCAUCAUUGAGAUCGACCAUGGCACCAAGGUGGACAGGUGGCUGGUCAUCAGGAAGCUGCUGGACGCGUCGGCGAUCUCCAUACAGGCCAAGUCGGGAGUAGACGUGGAGUCCACAGAAAUUGCCCUGGCGUUCCCACUCCGCAACAAGGACCAGAAGUUGAAGGUGCAUGUCCUCCCCAACAAGCAGCCCGUCUUUGCCUUCCUGCCCCUUCGGAGCUAUGGCUUCCGCUUCAUCAUACAAGGUGACUUUGAUGUGCCCUCUAGUCGGGAGGACGUUGAUCGAGACAGUCCAUGGAACCAGUGGUUAAGGAACGAAAUCCACACUCUCUUCAUCGAGGCACUGGACAUCUUCAAGUCUCACCCGGACUUCAGCAACAUGGAAGCGCUUGCUGCCUACCUCCAGUUUGUGCCGAUGGAGGAUGAAAUACUCGACUUCUUCCGUCCAGUCGCCACCCAGAUCCUGGGAAAACUCCGGGCUAAAGAGUGCCUGCCUGUCCAGACCAACAAGAAAGGAUCUGUACAGCUGAAGAUUCCCUCCCAGACAGUGAUUGUGCGUGAUCCCCUCGUAAAGGAAGUUAUCUCGCCUGAACUGCUGCAGAAGAAUCUCAACCUCUACUAUCUGCAUACUGAUGUGGCCUUGACAUUGACCCCUGCCCUGGCCCAGAGCCUCGGUGUGGAGAGCAUCACUGUCGACCAUCUGUUGCAGAUCGGCAAGUCUCUGGCGCUGUCGUGGGAUUCUCCAACUAUUGACUCUACAGAGAAGGUGGUGACUGUCGCCAAGUGGCUGGCCUGCUUGUAUCGCAGUCUGGAUGAGUUCCAGGAGAAUGAGCAGGUGUUCGACAGACUCAAGACAACCCGCAUCAUCCCCCUCUCCACUGGUCAGCUUGUGUGUCUGGCCGAGAUGACCGUUUUCUUGCCGCCCGUUGACUCCACACAAACUUCCCAAACUCUGCAGUUUGGCAGGAGAGAUCCCAUAUCGGAGCUGCACCGCGACCUCUGCAUGGUGCACUCUGGACUCAUGACGACCUCUGACAGCGAGGUCAACUCUCAGGUCCAGAAACUUCUCCAGCGUGUGGGAGUGAAGCAGUUGUCUCCCCUUGACAUCAUUCAUCAUCAUAUCUUGCCAACACUCAAGUCUGAAGUAUGGCAGACCAAGUCCCGGGACAUUCUCAUCAGCUACUUACUGUUCAUCAAGUCCCAGAGUGAGCAGCAGCCAUCGUUGAUCAACAUGGCGGAACUCAAGUCUGUGGCUCGUGUCGUCACCAACAGUGGACUGAGGAGGCCAGCAGACGAGGCUGUGCACUUCACCCCGGCUUACGGGAACAAGAUUGAUCUGCAGCGACAGUUGCCAGGCUAUGACUGGGUCCUGCUGGAUGCGGUGUACCUGAACCAGGCUGUGAGUCCACUCGAUGUCCACCGAUGGCAUGACUUCUUCCUGCAGCUUGGAGUCACCGACUUCCUCAACAUCACAGCCACAGAUGUGCAGCUCACACGAGAGUCUAUGAUGGACACACCUUGGGCUCCUCUCCAAGACAUGUGGCCUGACUCCAGCACUGGCUACAACAUCGCCGACUUCUCAUGUAAAGAAUUCACUGACUUGGUCACCAAAAACAAGUACCCUGAUCGUCACAAGGAACAGAUGAAGACAUUGUUUGAAGUCCUUGACCGAGACUGGGAUGCCAAGUACUCCAAGUACCAGAAUGUACAAGUGAAAGAUGGCAACGGGCAAGUUCUGCGAGAGGCGGAGUCUUCGUUCUGCAUAAACUUGACGAGUCUGAAGUGGAUCCCCGGAUUGCAGCUGUCGUUGGAGGAGAUCCCGGGGAUGGGGCUACGGAUGCAGGAGCAGGUGGUGACGAUGCAGCCGUCCCUGCUCUAUGUGCAGGCUCCCAAGCUGCAGCAGGUCCUGGGCCACACCGUGUACUACCUCGCCGUCACGUCCAGCCCCCAGAGCUCCUUCACCAAGUAUCUGCGCAUCAAGACCACCAUGGAGACCUCCACGGUCAAGGACAUGCUGAUAGAGUGGGGCAAGCGAGACGAAGGUUCCGACAGUCCACGGAGAUUUCGGUCGUGUCUGGCCCACCUGAAAGCUGUUUACCGCUAUCUUGGUGACAACCUGGGUGGCAAGGAUCAUCAGGACCUCUAUCACAACAACCCUGUCAUCUUUGUGCCCCAGGUCAGGGAUAAGGAUGGCAAUGAUCAGAACUUCAUCGAGGGAGUGAUGCUGGCCCGUGAUGAAGUCUGGUGGACGGAUCGGUCAGGCCUUUUCGACAAAUACCAUGACCUAUUGGUGGACUAUCACUCAGAUCUGGCCAAGAGGUACUUUAUUUGCCAUCUAUAUCAAGAUUUGGCAGAUCUAUUUACGAGAGGUGCAAGAAUUGAAAUGGGGCCAUGUCUGAAGGACUUUGCAGACCUUCUCCUGCUGAUGGCAACAGUGAAUUCACCAAGUAACAAGAUUGUCUUCUCCGAUGCUCUGACUAUAUUUGCUAUGAUAGGACGAAAAGCAUCGCAAGUUAAGCAGGAGCAAGCCUCAAUGGGAGAACUACCUUUGCUGAAACAACAGGUUGAAUCCGCAAUGAAGAAGCUGAAGAAACAGAAGAUCUUUCCAACGAAGAAGGACAUUUGGGUGAGUGUGGACGACAACCCCAUGAUAGCUGACAAUCCUGAACUGGAGAAGAUGUUUGCGGAGGAGAAGAAUGUCCAUUUUCUGCAGCUGGAUGAACAACGGAAUCCUGGCAGUAAGAGGAAGAUGAAGCGUGGCAGGGAUCAGCCAAAACAUGACCCCGAAGAAAUCACAUCGUUUGUGGGACUGUUUAAGAUAGCGACACUGAGUUCGUGUGUGCACACAGAAGAGAUCACAGAGAUGAUGGCACAGUGUCCACGCCUGCAGCGGCACUGCCACCUCACGGUGCCCCACAUACAGGCCUACCUCUACAACUACGACGACAUCUACAGGGAGUUGGUGGACCAGAGGGACAUCGUCACCAACCUCAAGAUCAUCAGCUUCAACCAGGUGAGCAAGUUGCAGGUCAUCUACACACUGACCAACAACCCCGAGCCACGUGUGAUCCGCCCGGAGAAAUGUAUCAGGACCGGAAACCAGUUCUACUUCCAGACCAGUCUGGUCGACUCACACACAGACGUCAAUCGUGAGAUCGCCCAAUACUUCGCCUGUGGAGAUGAAGAGUGUCUCAAGUUUUUGAGGGAUUUUCUCCGAGAUCUGGUGCAAGUCCUGGACGACCCUGAAGGCAUCAAGGACGUGCUUGACCGACAUGAAGUCGAGCCUCUGCCAGAAGAUGAGGUGGUGUGGGAGGUGCCGCCACCUAUCAUUCCUGAGCCAGUCCGACCACCCAGCAGACAGGUGUCCACCAAUGAUCCGCGUGAAGCCAGUGAAGAUGGAGGGGCUAUCCGGUCAUGGCCUCCACAAGCCUCCGCCACAGGCUUCGAUCCUGACACCAGCAACACUCAAAAGAAAAAAGCUACUGAGCGACUCAGCGAUGGCAAAAUGUGGCCGCCCCCCAAACCUCCAGAAUAUCAUCAACAGGUCCGUGACCUUCCUUCCAACAUCAAGGUCAUUCGUCAGUCUGAGGUCAAACAGUCAGAGACAUCCAGCGUUGGAGGUGAAGACGUGGAGACCACUAACCUCAAGACAGGGGAGACAAUCAUAAUCAAACGUGAACAAGGGGAGGGAACUGGUGUUAGACGAGAAGUCCGAGAAGGGCAGCCAGCUGGAGAGGGUGUUAAAAGAGAGAUCAGUCGCGAGGAAGGAGGUAUUCACGUAGUUACUUCAUCAGGGUCAGUGAAACGCAAACUGUCGGACCAUGAGAUCUCGAUGGAGGCCAAGAGACCAUCUCCAGUCGGGGCUACAAGUCCCCACAACACCAGCCUCAGCGAGGCCGCUACAGACUCACAAGGCAGACCCUCCGAGUCCCCCAGUGCAGACCAAGGGCACACAACCCCAGGCAGCAAACGUCGACAUCAGCACAGCGAGAGUGAGGUGGCUUCAAGUCCAAAGAAACCGGUUUUCUUUAAACCCGGUGACCCGAUGUGGAGCGAGUCCGCCAGUGAGUUGGUGUACGAAGAGCUGGUGCCGGGCGAUGACCUCGAGAUGCCGGACGCCCUCGUCAUGGAGGAGGACCGGCCGGACAUGUCUGCCAUCGGCCGUUGGGGGGAGACUCUGGUCAGACACUACCUUCUCCAACAGAUGGCGCUGAACAAGGACAUUGUGGAUGUCCACUGGGUGAAUGAAACAGAAGAAUCAGGAUUGCCGUAUGACUUUGAGCUAACUUGCCUGGAUGAAGAUACUUCUGAAUCGCGAACAGUGUACAUUGAGGUGAAGAGCACGCUGAAGGAUGAGAAGAAACACUUCGACAUUUCUUCCCGGGAGGUCAACUUCGCACAUGCUCAGAAAGAGCUGUAUCAGAUUUACCGGGUGUUUAAUGCUGGCGAUUCACAGAAUGUGAAGCUUCUACGUAUCGACAAUAUUGCCCUCAAGAUGGACCAAGGCAAACUAAAACUCUUCAUGUACAUCUAAUCUGUAUUUGUUCAUAUCUAAACUGUGAUGUAAUUGUUCAUGUACAUCUAAACUGUGAUGUAAUUGUUCAUGUACAUCUAAACUGUGAUGUAAUUGUUCAUGUACAUCUAAACUGUGAUGUAAUUGUUCAUGUACAUCUAAACUGUGAUGAAUAGUUCGUGUCCAUGUCGAGCUGACAGCCUGUAUUUAUUGCAUGAUGUUGGCCAUGAUCAUGAUAAGAAGUGUGUUUCACAGACAUUUAUUCACGGAGACCAUGUGGUCAUUGUAACUGAUAUCACACGACAAGGCUCCCUAUGUCCAACACCCUGGGUUGUAUCAUGUCUCGCUGCUUGUAGGACAUACUUAUAGGUGCUCGUGGAUCAUAGCCAAUCAAUGUGAACUCAGCCUGAAAGGUGAUUGUUGUAUGUUGUCUGUCUCUACUCCAACAGAAACCACAUAGUGGCCGGUCUGUCUGUCUGUCUGUCCCACGUGUCCUGCUCGUUUCCUGGAUGAUGCAUGCUGGUAGGACCUUUUAGAUUUGUAAACUAAAUUUUGUACAGACAACAGGUAUCUGGUCAUAUGUCACGGUGGACAUGUACCACAGGAUCAUAAAAAAGUUUACAGUCAACCUCUAGACGAUCUAUUUGUAUCUCAUUUACUUCGGAGACAGUCGCGGGGGCACGGGUGCCCCAGUUGUCCCAGGCACCGCGAUUCAUUGUGCAGAGUUGCAUCCCUUGGGCACGCCAGAAACCUAUGAUUGUGGGUUCCAAUCCCGGUUCGCCCCGAUUAUGUUUCUUGGUUUGUCAGGACCAUUACCGUGCUCGUGGGUUUCACUGAAGUGGUAAACGUCUGAGACCUGCAUCACUUCGGGCUUUCCUCCCACAUUAAGUUGACACCCCGUGAUAUAACUGGAAUACUGUUAAAAGCGGCGUUAAACCCAACUCACUCGCUCACUCACUCUGAGACAGGUGCUAACAUGAGUUCUGAUCUCAGAAGGCAUAAGAUCACACUCAACAAAGCAUCACUCCGUGUCAUCUAUUGUGCAAGGUGUUAUGUUUUGGGAGAUAUUUUGAUUGUUUCUUUUCUUUUUAACUCAUGGUUAGGGUUAGGGUUGGGUCAGGGUUAGGGUUCUUUUAAAGUCAACAUGUACCUGCCUCUGUUUCUGGUGCCAGGGACCAUGAUGACACCUCCGUGCACCCAGUAGUUGGGACACAGGUACACAAAUCAUCUGUUUUACUUUGCAGGGUAACCCCCAACUUUUUAUAGCCAUAAGGGUUUUAUUGAUGUUUUACUAACCAUGUACAGAUACAAUUAACUUAUGGUAGCCAAUCCCUGGUCUGGGUGGGAGUUGAGAGCUAAAGAUCUUUGCCCUCCACUGUUCAAACUUACCUCCGAGUAUUUCCGUAUUUUGUGUGUGUUGUAAAGUAAUGUAAUUUGUCAAUCCAUUUAAGUCAAACUUUUUUCAUGAAUAUUACUGAAUACUAACAUGACUAAAUAUCUGCCUUUUUUUCGAAGGUGAACAACUUUUUUUUGUUGGAGAUACAUGUAUCAUUUAUAAGACUAACAAGAAUUAUGUUUCAAAGAAUACAAUUAUUUUGUGAUCAUACAACUCAGAUGUUUCCCUCAUAUUUAAGGUCUCUUUUUGAUGUGUAUACUUUUUCAAGGAAAAGCAAGAAUAAAGUAUUUGAAAUAUCA
Molecule: messenger RNA, 11390 nt
Organism: Haliotis rufescens (red abalone)
Lineage: Eukaryota; Metazoa; Mollusca; Gastropoda; Lepetellida; Haliotidae
Product: protein NO VEIN-like
Exons: 33
Coding region: 324-9716 (3130 amino acids)
Source: RefSeq, a predicted model, not a curated record